This is a messenger RNA of Myripristis murdjan (pinecone soldierfish), 4922 nucleotides long. RefSeq names its product RNA-binding motif, single-stranded-interacting protein 2-like. NCBI's taxonomy places the organism in Eukaryota, Metazoa, Chordata, Actinopteri, Holocentriformes, Holocentridae. Bases 54 to 1253 code for a protein of 399 amino acids. Gene Ontology annotation, molecular function: RNA binding. The record is from RefSeq and is a predicted model, not a curated record. The transcript has 14 exons.
GUCAGCUGGCAGCCUGGGCUGUGCUCGCCGCUCCGGACAUAGCGCCGAGAAAAAUGCUGCUCUCCGUACCGCCAAGGGCAGGAAUCAACCCAUACAACGGCUAUAACAGCAGAAACAGCAAAAAGCAGGCCUAUGUGUCCUCCGGCCACCAGAUGGCACCCCCCAGUCCCAACACCAACAGUAGCAGCAACAGCAGCGGCGGGGGAGGGGAACAGCUGAGUAAAACCAACCUGUAUAUCCGUGGCCUCCAUCCUGGGACCACAGACCAAGACCUGGUCAAGCUCUGCCAACCGUAUGGCAAGAUUGUGUCUACAAAGGCCAUCUUGGAUAAAACCACCAACAAGUGCAAAGGCUAUGGCUUUGUGGACUUUGAUAGUCCCGCAGCAGCACAGAAGGCAGUUACAGCUCUGAAGUCCAGCGGGGUCCAGGCUCAGAUGGCCAAACAACAAGAGCAGGACCCCACCAACCUCUACAUCUCCAACCUGCCAGUGUCCAUGGAUGAGCAAGAGCUGGAGAGCAUGCUCAAGUCCUUUGGCCAGGUGAUCUCCACACGGAUCCUCCGUGACGCCAAUGGGACCAGUCGUGGUGUGGGAUUUGCCAGAAUGGAGUCCACAGAGAAGUGUGAGGCCAUUAUUCAGCAUUUCAAUGGCAAAUUCAUCAAGACUCCACCUGGAGUGCCUGUGCCCACAGAGCCCUUAUUAUGUAAGUUUGCAGACGGAGGUCAGAAGAAGAGACUGAACCAGGGGAAAUACCUCCAGAAUGGCAGGCCCUGGGCCAGAGACGGCGAGACGGGAGGAAUGACGCUUGCGUAUGACCCCACAGCCUUACAGAAUGGUUUCUACUCCUCACCCUACAGUCUGGCUCCAAAUCGAAUGAUCGCCCAGACUUCCCUCUCACCAUACAUGCAUUCUCCUGUCUCAUCCUACCAGGUACACAACCCGUCCUGGAUGCACCAUCAGUCGUACCUCAUGCAGCCAGCUGGCACUGUCCUGACUCCAACAAUGGAUCACGCCAUGUCCAUCCAGCCCACGUCUAUGAUGGGACCUCUCACCCAGCAACUCAGCCACCUGUCCCUGGGCAGUACAGGCACAUAUAUGCCUGCCAACACGACUAUGCAGGGGACCUACAUCCCCCAGUACACCCCAGUGCCUCCCUCCAGCGUCCCAGUAGAGGAGAAUGGAGGUCAACAGCAACAGGUUGCCAUGGAGACUCCCGCAGAACACACAAACUACUCAUACCAACACACCAAGUGAAGCUAAGCUCCCAGCAGGGCGGGGCUGACAACACGUGAUGAAUUGAACCAAACAGGGUUCUGCUGGAAGAUAACUGUGCUCUACAACGUCACCAAGCACCAGAACUUGAACAUGGAUGACAAAAGGAACAUGUGCUUUGGAGGAAAAAAAAAAAGGACAACACUUUACUUCAUCAGACUUUUCUGCUCUCUUCUUCAAGAGUUGAUCAACCAAAGGUGGGAACCUUCUUCAGAGAAGCUUUGAUCUAUUUUGAUAACUGAAAAAGGAAAUAACUAGAAAAAAAAGAGAAAAAAAUUAAGAAAGGAGGAAAAGACACAGAGCAUUAUUUUUGUGCACGUAAUAUAACAAAAUCUUAUUUUUAAAAAGCAUUCUGGAAGUUUCAGAGUGAUUCAAGGAAGAGUUAUAACACAAUGUGUCUUUUAUUUUUUUGUAAAAUAUGCAAACUUUUAUUUUUAUUUCCUGAUGUCUGUUUUUUGACAUUCUAUUUGCAGCAGUAGGAUAACAAUUUGUACAGACUUAAAAGCUCAACACACUUUUGUUGGUCUCAUGUUUGGCGUCAUUUCACCCAUGAGAGACAAACCGUUUAAAGCUACUUCUGACUCUGCCUGCUGCAGAUGUUUCUAUUCACGCACAGAUCAUAACACUCACUGUUCAUCGUUUUGUCGAAAUCAAUUCACUUUUGGAACUUUCAAGCACUCUUUCCUAAGUGCGCGGAAUUUAUGAACAAAAGACAAUCAUAAUUAUUGCUAUUUAUAUUUUCAUCAUAGUUUUUUUUUUUUUUUUUAGAUUUUUGAGGUCAUGAAACAUAUGAUUUAUAGUAAAAUGCUACUUAGUGCUGUAGUCUACAUAGUUUAAAAAAAAAAAAAUUGGGAAAUGGACCUUUAAAUCCUCGAGACCCACACAUUAAUGAGCUCUUAUAUUCAGGAGCCAUAAACUAAUUAUUAAAGGCUCAUAAAAUCACCAGUAUUUCCUUUGAAGAUCAUGAUCUUAUGCCAUCGUGGAUGGUCAGAUCGUUUUUGCAGUGUCCUGCGUUCAGGUUAAAUCCUAGUACAAACCAUGCAAAAAGCUCAAUGACACUGACAAUGAAAACAAGCAUGGCCACUGUAAUAAUUCACCUGUUUUGUUGCUAGGGAACAAUUUUCCAUGUCACAUCAGUGUCCAUGAGAAGUGGUUUUAAGCGGUUUAGUUGUGGUAGAUCUUCAGGUAUAAAAAUAUUCAUCUUUUGUACUAAGGAUGAAGCGAUAAGUGAACAUGCUUUAGAUUGGAGCAGUUAGAGUACUAAAAAAAAAAAAAAAAAAAGAUGUGUACAAAAGAACAAUACAGUUAUGAAGAGAUAGCCUUGCAAAGGAAUGAGGGAAAUCAAAUGGAGGACUAAGAAAGUCCCUGAGAAGAAUUUGUUUUGGCGGAAAGGGAGCUGUAAGUCUUUUUUUCAAUGCUGCUGUUGUCGCCUGAGUUUGACUGUCUGACUGUCUUUGAAUUUUUUUAUUUUUAUUGGUUUUUUUUGUGUAGAAAAUAAAUUGUGUUCUGUUUUUUGUUUUUUUUUUUUGUCUUUCACUUGAAAACCUUUGAGCUGUUUUACCUUAUUUUUUGAUGAAUUUAUUUUUUAAGUAGAAUAGAUUUUAGCUGUAGGAAGAUAGUUUUCCUAGAGUAGAUGUUAGCUUUUCUCUGUUUAGGGAUUUAUGGGAUUUAAAAAAAAAUUAGGCUAUGCUGUUUUCCUGUGCGUUUGCACGUGGUCCAUAAAGAUGACUCUUUUUUUUGUUUGUUUGUUUUUGUUUUUGUUCUGUCCUCACAUUAAUUUCCGUUCCAGAACAUUGUGUCGUCUGUCCUGAUGCUGUGUCAGGGCCUGUAUGUAGAAAGCCUCAUAAUGUAGAGAGCUGGACUAAGAGCAGUGACCUGGGUUUAUUCAAAAUAUUUGUUAUUCCUGAUCUGAAAGCAUCAUGCUGGCUGUGUGUCAGCAUCGUUGCUCCAGGAGGCUUUAUACGUACAAGCCCUGCUUUGUCUCCAAGUCUUUCGAUCAGCAUAUUCAGUGGAAGUCAUGCCACCGCAUACGUCCAGAAAUGUUGAUCCUUAAUCAAUACAGACAUCAAAACUGUAGAUAUGUAGAUAAUAAAAACAUAAUGGUUUUACAAAGGACUGCUCACUAGACCAUGGAAGUGCCAUUAAUGAUGAUUCUUAUAGCCUUUGGUGAGACAGCUAGUCUGAAUGAAUUUGUUAAUAAUCCAAAAUUCUGCAAAAACUAUUUUUUAGCUAAGCCUUAACAUUUUUCUCCGGAUGAACUGCCUGACAUCUCGUAGGUUUGACACCGAGUUGUGUGUAUGGGAAUAGCAACAGGCUUGCUUGAACGCCAUCAAGCGGUCAUCAUGUCAGUCAAAUUAGCCAUAAGAUUAUGAGAAAGCUUUUCUUCCCACUCUCGAGUUUUAAUGCAGUGAGAACACGGUUUGCUGUUUUAUUUAGUCUGUCUGAUGACUCUAUUUCUUCCUCUGUUCUGUCCUCACAUCUCGCUCUAGCCCUGUUUCUGUUCAUCUGUGCCACCAAAGACGAUGUAGCCACCCGUCUGUUAGCCAAGCUGUCUGACAAAGAUAAAUAUUACUCACAUCCGCACGCACGCAUUGAUUGUGUGUAAUUGGAUAAAAUGCCUCUUUUAGUUUCUGAACGAUACAGAAUGUGUCAGUAAAUGUGUUUACAUGCACGUAGUAUUCCACAUUAUGAAUAAUGUUAAAAUCUGUGAGGCCCAAUUUGGGAUAAUCUGUUAAAUUGCAUCCUUUUGCUCGAGUUGAAUAAUGAAUCUAAUGAAUAUUCCUGUGUAGAAAAAUAAACAAAAUAUUCAGAUCAUUGCAAUGGCUUCAGCAAACCCUGAAUGCCGAUAAUACACAGAUAUAGACCACAGUAGAUAUCCCAGAUAAUUUUCCUUUUGCAGAACUGACUGUGCUGGGAUGCUCUGUUUAUGUCUGUCAACUCAAGAGGAAAAUCCUUUCCUCUCAUGCAUAAUAAUGGAAUAUGGGAGCACAUGUAAAGACAUUUACUGAAUGAACUUUACCUUUCAAAAACACCCAACAUGGUUGUAUAUCUGUAAAUUUAUGUUAGCAUUAGGAAGUGUGUAGAGGAUUGUGCUUGGUUUCUAUGAUGGUGUCAAACAUGACAGUUUUCAAACACAAGAACCAUUUUGUAAAUACAUUCUUUUUUUCUUCCCUGUCACUUGCUCCUUUUACCAUUUUGUUUGUUUCCACUCAUGUGUUUUGUAGAUAUUUCAUGAUUAAUAAUCUGUCCAGAUUACACAACAGCUAGCAACUUUUCAGAUCCAGCGCACCAACGUCAUGAAGGAAAAUGUCAUGGAUAUUGUUUAUUUGUUCAGAAAAAAUAAUAUUCCAUGUAUUAGCCAUCACUUUUAAUACAAAAAAGGAUUUUGGAACUAUGAAAUGACCACUUGUUACACUGCAGUGUUUAUUUAUUUUAGUUUUAAAACUUGUCAGUAGAAAUAAUGAUAUAUUCCAGGAAAUCAUGAUGUUUUAAACUCAAUUUGCAUCAUGAAAACUAUUAAAGAUAAAUAAAUAAAUAAAUUAGGUCAUCGUAAUACUAUGAUCCAUGGUGUGUACUAUAUAUACAAUAUUUGAUAGAGGAAAUGUCCUUGCACUUAUUUUUUAGUCCACACCAAUUUUAAAAAAAAAAAAA